Molecule: messenger RNA, 627 nt
Organism: Striga asiatica
Lineage: Eukaryota; Viridiplantae; Streptophyta; Magnoliopsida; Lamiales; Orobanchaceae
Source: the annotation of a GenBank genome assembly
AUGAGGAGGCUCUCGCCGUGCUGGGCCCACGGAGAUGUUUGUAAUUCUGUUAAGCUGCCCCAAAAAAACACACAGAAACCGAAAAACCAAUACAGUUUGAUGUUGUUCAUUGACAGCAAAAGCAAAAGCCUAGGCACAAAGGUUCUAAUCCAUUUUUGGGCGCUUUUCUUUGAAGGACUUGUAGUGGGAUUGUGUGGUACUUUAAGGUUUGAUUGUGAGGUGACUUGUGGGCUGUCGAAGCUAAUGCGUUUUUUGGCUGAGCUUUUUCUUUCUGGAGUGGGAAGGAGUGGAGCUUUUUCAGUUUUCACGGCAAGUGACUCUAACACGUUUUUGAGCGUCAGGCUGAAGAGAUUUGGGUCGGCUGCUUUUUUAUCUUCAAUUGCCACUGGCAAUCGGCACCUAAUCUACGGCAUUUUAUUUGAGUGUUUGGGGGCACGUUGUAAUUUUUGCGACAAAUGUGGCAUGCGGCAGCCCACAAAGGCUCACCUGCAAUGUUAUCCAAAAGGUUAUGUUGUGGUGGUUGAAGGUUACCUAACACAAAUACAGGUGACAGUCAUGGUUGAUCAGACUUUACCUGUUGAGCUUGAUCUAUUAAUUGUAAGGGACCUGUUGUUUAACAUAGAUUAG